Harpegnathos saltator (Jerdon's jumping ant) is the source of this 2821-nucleotide messenger RNA. RefSeq names its product transitional endoplasmic reticulum ATPase TER94 (gene TER94). Bases 150 to 2555 code for a protein of 801 amino acids. Gene Ontology annotation, biological process: retrograde protein transport, ER to cytosol; mitotic spindle disassembly; autophagosome maturation. The transcript is spliced from 13 exons. NCBI's taxonomy places the organism in Eukaryota, Metazoa, Arthropoda, Insecta, Hymenoptera, Formicidae. Gene Ontology annotation, cellular component: nucleus; cytosol; VCP-NPL4-UFD1 AAA ATPase complex. Gene Ontology annotation, molecular function: polyubiquitin modification-dependent protein binding; ATP hydrolysis activity; ATP binding. The record is from RefSeq and is a predicted model, not a curated record.
AGUUUUUCGUCGGAUUGGCUGUACCGUGACUGCGUCGUCGCCAGAUCUUUCGUGUGUGGUGUAUGUGUGCGCGAGAGAUAUACCGGAGCGAAGAGAGAACGUGCGUCCGUCGUGUACUUUCCUCGCAACAAGAAUAAUCGAGUCUGACGAUGAGUGAUCCGAAGAGUGGUGAAGAUUUGGCAACUGCUAUCCUUCGCAAGAAGGAUAGGCCAAACAGACUAUUGGUUGAUGAAGCUAUUGCAGAUGACAAUUCUGUGGUGGCUCUUUCUCAAGCAAAGAUGGAUGAGUUACAGCUGUUUCGAGGAGAUACUGUAUUACUGAAAGGAAAAAGGCGUAAAGAGACAGUAUGCAUUGUCCUUUCCGAUGAUACUUGCCCAGAUGAAAAGAUUCGUAUGAAUCGAGUUGUCAGAAAUAACUUGCGUGUACGUCUAAGCGAUGUAGUCUCUGUACAGGCAUGUCCUGAGGUGAAAUAUGGGAAACGUAUUCAUGUAUUGCCCAUGGAUGAUACAAUCGAUGGACUCACUGGAAACCUAUUUGAGGUAUAUCUAAAACCAUAUUUCUUGGAGGCGUAUCGUCCUAUUCAUAAAGAUGAUAAUUUCAUCGUGCGAGGAGGAAUGCGAGCUGUGGAAUUCAAGGUGGUGGAGACUGAUCCAGGGCCUUUCUGUAUCGUAGCACCAGAUACAGUUAUACAUUGCGAAGGUGAUCCAAUUAAACGAGAAGAGGAAGAAGAAGCUCUAAACGCUGUGGGUUACGACGAUAUUGGCGGCGUCCGGAAGCAAUUAGCACAAAUCAAGGAAAUGGUGGAGCUUCCUUUGCGACAUCCAUCUUUGUUCAAAGCAAUCGGUGUUAAGCCACCGCGCGGUAUAUUGUUGUAUGGGCCACCAGGAACUGGAAAAACUCUCAUUGCUCGUGCCGUAGCGAAUGAAACCGGCGCAUUUUUCUUCCUUAUAAACGGUCCUGAAAUUAUGAGCAAGCUGGCCGGUGAGUCCGAAAGUAAUUUGCGAAAGGCAUUUGAGGAGGCUGAGAAAAAUUCGCCAGCUAUUAUAUUUAUUGACGAACUUGAUGCUAUCGCGCCGAAACGUGAGAAGACGCAUGGCGAGGUCGAAAGACGUAUAGUGUCGCAACUGUUGACGCUGAUGGAUGGGAUGAAACAGAGUUCUCACGUAAUUGUAAUGGCAGCCACUAAUCGACCUAAUAGCAUUGAUGGGGCAUUGCGUCGUUUCGGACGUUUCGAUAGAGAAAUUGAUAUCGGUAUACCGGACGCCACCGGUCGACUGGAAAUUUUGCGAAUUCACACGAAGAACAUGAAGCUCGCCGAUGACGUUGAAUUGGAAGAGAUUGCAGCAGAGACUCACGGACACGUCGGAGCCGAUUUAGCAUCUUUAUGUUCGGAGGCGGCAUUGCAACAGAUUCGCGAAAAAAUGGAUCUUAUUGAUUUGGAAGACGAUCAUAUAGACGCGGAGGUUCUGUCUUCGCUUGCCGUGACUAUGGAGAACUUCAAGUAUGCGAUGACGAAGAGCAGCCCAAGCGCUCUACGCGAAACAAUCGUGGAAGUACCAACGGUUACUUGGGACGACAUCGGAGGCUUGCAAAACGUCAAGAUGGAGUUGCAAGAAUUGGUGCAGUAUCCAGUUGAGCAUCCAGAUAAGUUCUUGAAAUUCGGCAUGCAACCAUCAAGAGGCGUGUUAUUUUAUGGCCCACCUGGUUGUGGUAAGACACUGUUGGCCAAAGCUAUUGCCAACGAGUGUCAAGCGAAUUUCAUUUCUGUCAAAGGCCCCGAACUGUUAACUAUGUGGUUUGGGGAGUCGGAAGCUAACGUCAGAGACGUUUUUGACAAGGCAAGAUCAGCAGCACCAUGUGUAUUGUUCUUCGACGAACUGGAUUCAAUCGCAAAGUCUCGAGGAGGUACCGUCGGCGACGCUGGCGGAGCGGCAGACCGUGUGAUAAAUCAGAUUUUGACAGAAAUGGACGGUAUGGGAGCGAAGAAGAAUGUGUUCAUCAUAGGAGCAACCAAUCGUCCCGACAUCAUCGAUCCAGCUAUUUUACGACCCGGUAGAUUAGAUCAAUUGAUUUACAUACCGCUGCCAGACGAGAAGUCCCGGGAGGCGAUUUUCCGCGCCAAUCUCCGCAAAUCGCCAGUAGCUAAGGACGUAGACUUAAGCUACAUAGCCAAAGUCACACAUGGUUUCUCCGGUGCCGAUCUAACGGAGAUUUGUCAGCGUGCAUGCAAGCUUGCUAUUAGACAGUGUAUUGAGACAGAAAUUCGUAGGGAAAAAGAACGGGCGAGUAAUCCAUCCGCAUCCAUGGACAUGGACGAAGAUGAUCCGGUACCCGAAAUAACACGAGCUCAUUUUGAAGAGGCGAUGAGGUUCGCGCGUCGUUCAGUAUCCGAUAACGACAUUCGCAAAUACGAGAUGUUUGCGCAAACGCUUCAGCAGUCUCGAGGAUUCGGGACUAAUUUCAGAUUUCCACAGAGUGGCGCAGGCGGUACUCAGGAUACCACACAAGGCGAUCAAGCCUUUCAAGAGGAUGGAGAUGACGAUCUCUAUAGCUAAGUUCUCGUUUCCUUGUGUGUCAUUACAGUGAGCGUACGACAAAAGGGCCUGUCUGUUAUCACGCAACAUUUUGCACAGGAAUUCGUCUCUACGUGAUACAACAAAAGCAUCGAGAGCUUCGAACAGAUAAACAAGAAUAUAAACGGAAAUUUUAUAUAAAAGAUAUAUAUAAUUUUUGUGUUUAUAGAGAGGGUAGGGCUUGUGAACUCUAAAGGAUUCGUACAGUUAAGAGUUUUUAUUCGAAUAUAAAAUAUCGAUCGAAAUUA